Molecule: messenger RNA, 1257 nt
Organism: Paramecium sonneborni
Lineage: Eukaryota; Ciliophora; Oligohymenophorea; Peniculida; Parameciidae
Source: the annotation of a GenBank genome assembly
AUGGAUCAUUUCAAUAUUAGUUCUGCUGAUUUAGAUUAAUUAUACUUUGGAAUCAAAUAAAAACUUAUUGGAAAAGAAGAUACCCUUAAAUAUCUGACAUUGAAACUAAUAGAAAAAUAGAAAAGAACAAAUUAUUAAGAAGUUGAUAAGAAGUAUUAAUUGAAUUAAAUUUAGAUUGUUAGAUAAAUUUUCUAAUAGACUAUUAGAAUUAGUGGAGAAAUGUAAAUCUUAAGAUUAAUUGGAUAAUUUAAUAACUAUUUAAAAGAAGUUAAAUACAAUGAGUUUCAUUAGAUUUCUUGAAAUGUUGAAUACAACAAUUGAUUUUAAAACAAAUGAAUUAGUAAAUUAACAAAAUAAAUAAACCUAAGGAUGGUAAACCAAUAACAAAUAAAAUAAGAAUCUGUUUUAAUUUUAUGAAGAUCAAUUUUGGAAAUUAUAUGGUCUUCUUUCAUUGAAUGAGUAAUAAAUAUUGAUAUCAUAAGAGAUCACAUUGAUAACAUGAUAUUAUAUUACUAAUCAAAAUAAGAUAAUAUAGAGAGACUCUUCAAAAUUAAUAUGGAGCGAAAUAAAUAAUUUGAUUACCUAUCACAAUUAAAAGCACCUCUAUCUGUAGAUCCAAUUCAUAAAAAUCACAAAAUUCCUGUCUCAUAUUUAAAUAGAACAAUAGAACCAUCUCGACAUAGUAGAAACAAUAGAAUUCGUGAAGCUUUAACUUCUAAUCUUAAAUUAAGCAAUUAAACUGUUCUAACUAGAAGUCCAAAAAAGUAAUCAAGAACAACAUCAAAAGAUGUUCAUUCUGAAAAUGAAUAAAUUGUCUCAUAAUUAUUAGAUAGAAGAUCUAAAUUGAAUUCACAUGAUAAAUAGAAUAGUUUCUAUUUAUUCUGUGAAUCUAAUGUUAAGGAUAGAAUAUUAAAUUCAGUUAAUUUAUAGUUGAAUUCAUAACCACAGUAAAGCUCUUUAGAUCUAAGAGUUUGUGCUUAAAAGAAAAUAAGCUCAAUAGAUUUAAAUUGUAUUUAUUUAUUUAUGACUUUUAUAGAAUCAUUUAAUUUAUAUUUAACUUAAUCUGAAUCUGUUACUCCAAAAAAGUAAUAACAGAAACAUAGAUUCAUUUAAAAUUUAAAUCAAACAUUCUAUUAAUAAUUGUUCCCUGCAUACAAAACUAAAAUUAGAGGAUUAGGAGUUAUGAGAAAUCAUUUAUUUAAUGAAUCCAAAGCAUUAAAUCGUCUUAACAUCACUAUUAGUAAUUGUAAAGUAUGA